AUGAACAAGGAGAAGCUGGAGCAACUGGUGAAGCGCAUGGAGGAGACUCUGUCCGAGAUGGAGCAGCUCAAGGUCCACUGUGGGAGGCAGACGGAGGAGCUGAGCCAACUGGUGGUGGAGCUCCGCAGGGAAAACAAAGAGCUGCUGGAGAAGUACAAACAGCUCUGUGCGGAGAUGAAAGAAGCCAAGGAAGUCAUCGACCAACUCCAGGACACAAAGUACGCUUUCAACGCCAAGGAGCGGCAAGCCCAGAAGCUGAGCAGGCAUCUCUGA
Knipowitschia caucasica is the source of this 273-nucleotide messenger RNA. NCBI's taxonomy places the organism in Eukaryota, Metazoa, Chordata, Actinopteri, Gobiiformes, Gobiidae. The record is from the annotation of a GenBank genome assembly.